CGUCUGGGCUCCGAUGUCCCCUCCUCCUGCAGAGCCGAUCCAAACAGAGUGGUCUCGGAUCAGCCCUCUUCGUCCAAAUCCCCCAAAUUGAGGAGUAAAAACCAGAAAGGAGGGGACGCCUCUGCAACGAGUAAGAAAAGCUCCAAAAGCACAGUCGGCUGUGGCCCCGGCUUCUGGAAGGAGGGCUGCUUACAAUCCGAGCUGAUUCAGUUUCACCUGAAUAAAAGGUUAGGGAAGAAGGGAACAAAGAUGCAGGCAAAACCAGCAUCUCCCCCCUCCUUGGAGCUCUCCCCUGAGGCUGAGCCCUCACAACUCGCCCCCCAGCAGGACCAGACACUAUUGGAGGAGGUGGAACGACUUGAGGAUGAAAAUGAUGAUCUUAAGACUGAAAUUGAAGAGAUGCGAGCAGAGAUGGAUGAGAUGCGGGACACCUUCUAUGAGGAAGACGCCUGCCAGCUGCAUGACAUGCGGAGAGAGUUGGAGAGAGCUAACAAGAAUUGCAGAAUACUCCAAUAUCGCCUAAAGAAGGCUGAGAGAAAAAGGAUCCGCUUCACAGAGAGUGGCCAAGUGGAUGGAGAGAUGCUCAGAAGUCUUGAGCAAGACCUCAAGGUGGCAAAGGAUGUGUCUGUGCGUUUGCACCACGAGCUGGAGAAUGUGGAAGAGAAGAGAACAAGAACUGAAGAAGAGAAUGAGAAGUUAAGGCAGCAACUGAUAGAAGUGGAAGUCAGCAAACAAGCAAUUCAGAAUGAGCUAGAGAAAGCUAAAGAGCUGUCCCUGAAGAGAAAAGGAGUGAAGGAUCUACAGAAAGAGCGGAAGCUUCAGCAGACCCCAACUGAGGAAGAAAAUGACGAUCUCAAGUGCCAACUGGCCUUCAUCAAAGAGGAGGCUGUCUUAAUGAGAAAAAAGAUGGCAAAGAUAGACAAGGAGAAGGAUCGCCUGGAGCAGGAGCUGCAGAAGUAUCGCUCCUUCUACGGAGAUGUGGACAGCCCGCUGCCCAAAGGUGAAGCUGGAGGUCCGCCCACCACGCGGGAAUCUGAGCUGAAGCUCCGCUUGCGCCUCGUUGAGGAGGAAGCCAACAUCCUGGGGAGGAAGAUUGUAGAGUUGGAGGUGGAGAACAGGGGCCUGAAGGCUGAGUUGGAUGAUAUGAGGGAGGACAGUUUGGCGGCUGCAGGAGUGGAUGGUGAUGGCCGUGGAGGUCAGCAGUGCAGAGAGCAGAGUGAGGCGCUCUCUGAGCUGAGGCAGCAGCUGCAGCUGGUGGAGGACGAAGCAGAACUCCUGCGCAGGAAUUUAGCAGACGUGGAGGAGGAAAACAAAAAGGUGACAAAUGAGCUGAACAAGCUCAAGUACAAGGCUGGAUCCCAUGAAGCUGGCUUGAGACACGGAGGAGGAGGAAGUGACCCUGCUAAAAUGGAGGCCCUCCAGGAGGAACUUAAGGCAGCCCGUCUGCAGAUCAAUGAACUGAGUGGCAAAGUGAUGCAGCUGCAAUAUGAGAACCGUGUACUGCUGUCUAACAUGCAGCGCUAUGACCUGGCUUCACACCUGGGCAUACGAGGCAGCCCACGGGACAGUGAUGCCGAGAGCGACGGAGGGCGGGACGAUGACACCCCCUCAGCCUCCUCACCUCGCCUCCUGCCACCUCACCGUAAACGGGAGGGCCCCAUUGGAGGCGAGAGUGACUCGGAUGAGGUGAGGAACAUCCGCUGCCUUACCCCAACGCGCUCCCUCUACUCACCUGUGGAGAGCCGUUUUUUAUCCAGAAGCCUGAAGGACCGGCAGCAGAUGAUAGACAUCCGAAUAGAGGCCGAAAGGCUGGGCCGGACCAUCGACAGGCUCAUUGCUGACACCAGCACCAUUAUUGCGGAGGCUCGGGUGUACGUCACUAAUGGUGAGCUUUUUGCUAGGCUGGAUGAUGAAGACGAAGGUGGGAGGAUUCGAGAACAUGAGCUGCUAUAUCGCAUCAACGCGCAGAUGAAAGCCUUCAGAAAGGAGCUGCAAGGCUUCAUUGACCGGCUGGAUGUUCCUAAACAAGAUGACAAACAACCAGAGGAACCUCUUUCUAUGUUCCAGCCCAUUAUUUUGCUGAUCCUCAUUCUUGUUCUGUUUUCCUCACUCUCUUAUGCCACCAUUUUUAAACUUGUGUUUCUUUUUACCCUUUUCUUUGUUCUGUAGGCCUCAAAAUUGAAUG
This is a messenger RNA of Hippocampus comes (tiger tail seahorse), 2185 nucleotides long. Its product is annotated as protein SOGA3. The transcript has 10 exons. Gene Ontology annotation, biological process: regulation of autophagy. The record is from RefSeq and is a predicted model, not a curated record. Lineage: Eukaryota; Metazoa; Chordata; Actinopteri; Syngnathiformes; Syngnathidae. The annotation marks the transcript as partial.